AUGUUGCAGCUUGAGGUUUCGGAAAUAGGACAAAACAGCUUCAGUUUCGGUGAAAAGGGCGCGGCAUUCCCACAGCGGCAGACGGUCAUAGUUGAUGACUUCAACGAGAAUGAGGCUAUCGGUCUCCAACAACAAGUGAGAGCACACCUCAUUUUGAACAUACCAGAAAGUCUUCUAAGAAUUCGUUCACUGCUCACGCAAUUUAACAAUUUUAGUGAGAAAGAGUUGGGGAUCAGCGUGAACUUGACGGGCGUCUUCUUAGGGACCAAGCACGCUGCUCGAGCCAUGAUGCCGUCUCGGAGAGGAGGCAUCAUCAAUGUCGAUAGCGUCAGCUCGAGCGUGGGCGGGGUCGCGUCCCACACGUACACCAGCUCCAAGCACGCCGUCAUGGGGCUCACGAGGAACGUGGCCACGAAGCUCAGGCAAUAUGGAAUUUGCAUGAACUGUGUCUUGCCUCAUUUCAUUUUAGCGCCAUUGACGAAGGAGUUCUUCAAAAUCGACGAGAGUACAGGAGUCCGAGUGUAUUCUAACUUGGAAGGGGGUGAGUCUACAGGAAGAAGAUGUGGCGAAGGCUACUGUGUAUUUGGGGAGUGA
This is a messenger RNA of Eucalyptus grandis, 594 nucleotides long. RefSeq names its product momilactone A synthase-like. The record is from RefSeq and is a predicted model, not a curated record. The transcript has 2 exons. Bases 1 to 594 code for a protein of 197 amino acids. NCBI's taxonomy places the organism in Eukaryota, Viridiplantae, Streptophyta, Magnoliopsida, Myrtales, Myrtaceae. Gene Ontology annotation, molecular function: oxidoreductase activity.